This is a messenger RNA of Pseudonaja textilis, 1260 nucleotides long. NCBI's taxonomy places the organism in Eukaryota, Metazoa, Chordata, Lepidosauria, Squamata, Elapidae. The record is from RefSeq and is a predicted model, not a curated record.
GUACUAUGAUAGUAGUUGGCCUGACAAUAGCUGCUGCUGGUUAUGCAGGUCGUUAUGCACUGCAAGCAAUGAAGCAAAUGGAACCACAAGUGAAGCAAACUCUGCAAUCUCUGCCAAAAACGGCCUUCAGUGGCUAUUACAGAGGUGGAUUCGAAAGCAAAAUGAAUAAGCGGGAAGCUGCCUUAAUAUUAGGAGUGAGUCCUACAGCUAACAAAGCAAAAAUCAGAGAAGCUCACAGAAGAAUCAUGCUUUUGAAUCAUCCUGAUAAAGGUGGGUCUCCUUAUGUUGCAGCCAAAAUUAACGAAGCUAAGGAUUUACUGGAAAGUCAAGCUAAGAAAUGAAAACUCAUCAUUGACUUAACAAUUAGAAUAUAUUUUCAAAAUAGCCCAAAGAAAAUUGACAAAUGAAGCUGUCAUACAUGCCAAAAGGAAAUCGUUUUGAUGUAGGACGCAUCCUUCUCUGUGGUUAUUUUCAGAAAUUAAUGUCAACCACAAUUUGUGAUGCACUUCUAAUAAAGUGCAAGCUUUGUACGGAACCAGUUAACCAGGUAGUAAUAUCUGAAAUUCAGAAUUAUCGUUUUAGAUUAAAAAAAUUAGGAUAAAUGCCAACAUCCAAGAUUCUGCUGAAAACACCUGUGAGGCUUAAUAUUUUGAAGUAAUUUAUUUCUCAGCUGAGAACAGCUGUAUUAUUUUAUCAUGGAAUUAUGGUGCAGUAUUCUUCAAAAAAUAUUUUUAUUACCAUGAUUGCUGAGCAAUAAAAUUCUUAAAGUAUUUCUUUACAUGACUGCAUAAGAAAGUGUUGUUGGAGAACAUUUGCUCUUGUAAGCUGGUCUGUAUCUUUCAGCUGGUCAAACAGCAAUUCAUGUCCCAGAACCAAAUUUGUAGUCUCCAACUUUCUAAUAGAACUUUUAAAACAAGAGUUUUCAAUUCUUCAUACCAAGAAAAGCUUAGAUUUAUUUCUGAAUACUGGCUCCUGCCUUUGUUUAUUUUUGAAGAUGAUUAAAAUGGGAAAUAACUAGGCUUGAAGCUGUCAUGGAUUUUAAAAAUCCAAGUAUUAAGCGUUGGUGAAUAAUGUUCUGUUUUAAGAUGUAAGCUAGAAUUUUUUCCUUUAAAUGUAGGGAGGCAAAACAGUUCUACUGUGACGUUUUAAUUGAUUUUGUGGCUUCUAAAACGCUGUUCUUUGAUUAAUGUUUUAAGCCUUCUGUGGCUUACAAAGCAUGUUGCUCAACAUAUCUGGAAGCUGUAUGCUUUUUUUCACUUU